Colletotrichum karsti is the source of this 2553-nucleotide messenger RNA. Its product is annotated as NOL1/NOP2/sun family protein. The coding region runs from base 1 to 2553 and encodes 850 amino acids. The record is from RefSeq and is a predicted model, not a curated record. Lineage: Eukaryota; Fungi; Ascomycota; Sordariomycetes; Glomerellales; Glomerellaceae. Gene Ontology annotation, biological process: rRNA base methylation. The transcript is spliced from 6 exons. Gene Ontology annotation, cellular component: nucleolus. Gene Ontology annotation, molecular function: methyltransferase activity.
AUGGAACCAAGCGAGAUCUACGACAAAGUCAACGAACGCUACGGCUCCGUCGCCAAGAGCAGCACCGCUGGAGAGUACGAGCAGACGGUCGCCAGGGCGUUCGGGUAUUCCGAAGAGGAGCUCGCCCGCGUUCCCGAGGGCGCGAAUCUGGGCGUGAGCUGCGGGAACCCGAUCGCGCUCGCUAAUCUGAGAGAGGGAGAAACGGUCGUCGAUCUCGGCUCCGGCGCCGGCUUCGACGUCUUCGCCGCCGCGGACAAAGUCGGCCUGAAGGGGCGCGCGAUCGGAAUCGACAUGAACGACGAAAUGCUCGCCAAAGCCAACGCUAUCAAAUCAAAAACACCCUCGUCCCCGCACACCGCCUUCGUCAAGGGCAGCAUCACGUCCGUCCCGCUUCCCUCCUCCAGCGCCGACUGCGUGAUCAGCAACUGCGUCAUCAACCUCGUGCCGGCCGCCGAGAAGCAGCUCGCGUUCCUCGAGAUGUUCCGCAUCCUGAAGCCCGGCGGCCGCGUCGCGGUCAGCGACAUCCUCGCGCGGAGGGAGCUCACGGCGGAGAUGAGGGGGGACGUCGCGCUGUAUGUCGGGUGUGUGGCCGGUGCGAGUCUGGUGGGGGAGUAUGAGGAGUUUCUUGGGAGGGCGGGGUUUCAGGAUGUGGUUAUUGUGGACAGCAAGAGUGACUUGAAUGUUUAUUACACGGCGGCCGGUGAGGGGAUGACUUCUUGUUGCUCGGGUGGUGCUCCGGGGGAGGGUGUCGCGCCGCUUGGGAUCGCUGAUUUGAACGAGUGGGCAGGAGCAAUGUCGCUGUACCACGAGACGGCCGAGAUCCUCUCAGCCAGCCCCGAUCACGGCGGCAGUCUCAAAAGUCGCGUGUUCCGCAAGAAGGGACUCAAGUCACCUCCCGCGCAGGUGUACGCGCUCGCGUUUGAGACGGCCAAGUGGAGCGGCGUGUUGAAGGAGGUCGUCGAGGCGGCGGAUCUGCUGCGCCAUGAGCGCAAGCUCACACCAAUCCUGGCAUUACUCCUGACCCACGACUUCCUGUUAGCGAAAAGUGGCAUUGCGCUACCGCAGUCUCACGGCUUGAGGCAGACCAUUGAACGACACAAGGCGCGCCUCACAUCCGAAUUCACGCGAGCGCGCCUGAGGCGCAAAAUGCCCUCAGUGGAUGAGCUUAGAGCAGACGUCAACGCAAACGCCGAUCCGGAGGGCAGGCAUCCGCGGUGGAUCCGGGUGAACGCGCUCAAGAGCGACGUCGAGACGCAGCUGGGGACGACGUUCAAGGGGUUCGAGAGGGUCUUGACCAUCGCGGACGUGACCAAAUCGACGGGGAAGGCGAUUUACAUCGAUGCCCACGUUCCGAAUCUGUUGGCUGCUUCGCCCGGAACGGACGUCACCAAGUCGCAGGCUUACAAAAACGGCGACAUCAUUCUCCAGGACAAGGCGUCAUGUUUCCCGGCGUAUCUGCUGGACCCCCGCCCCGAGGACGGCGAUGUGAUUGAUUCGUGCGCUGCGCCAGGGAAUAAGACGACUCAUCUUGCGGCUGUGAUGAAGAAGCAUGAGCCGGAGCAAGGCGCGCAAAAGCGGACCAUAUUCGCGUUUGAGAGAGACUCGAAGAGGGCGCAGACGUUGGAAAAGAUGGUCAGGAUCGCGGGCAGUAGGGGAAUGACGAAGAUCGGGCUGGGGCAGGACUUUUUGGAAGUUGAUCCCAAGGGCGAGGCGUAUAAGAACGUCGGCGCGCUGCUGCUUGAUCCCAGUUGCUCGGGGAGCGGUAUCGUGGGACGUGAUUCAAUGCCAGAGUUGCAUUUACCUGAGAUCGCUGCCCCUGGCGGUGCGAAAGGAAAGACGAAGGGCGCGAAGCCCGCGGCGAAGCCCGAUAACCGAAAGCGCAAACGAGACGAGAAUGAGGAAGCGAAGCAGAUGAUGAUUGACGACGACGGCAACACAGUCGAGAUUCAGUCCGAGCAGGAGCUUCAGAAGCGACUCAACUCAUUGGCCGGGUUCCAGCUGACGCUACUUCUCCACGCGAUGAAGUUUUCUGCUGCUAAGAGGAUUACGUAUUCCACCUGCUCAAUCCACGCAGAAGAGAACGAGGGUGUGGUUCUGAAGGCGCUCGAGUCCAAGCUUGCGAAGGAGCGUGGGUGGAGAGUGUUGUUGAGGGAGAAGCAGGUCACCGGAAUGAGAGAGUGGCCUGUCCGGGGACUUCCAGAGGCAUGCGGAGGGGACAAGGCGAUUGCCGAAGCGUGUAUUCGCACAUACAAAGGCGAUGGUCAUGGUGUGAUGGGGUUCUUCGUCGCCGCGUUUGCGAGGGACGGAGAUGAUGUAGUCGACGAUGACGGGCCGUAUGUUCGUGACGACGAGGGAAAGAUCAUCAGGGAUGUCACGGGGAUGCCGGUGUUGAAGAGUACCGGGGAGCCUGUAGUAUUGGCUACCAACAAAGAUGACGAGGUCGUAGAAGAUGCGGAUGAUGGCGAGGAAGAGGACGAGUCGAGUGAGAAGAGCGCGAGCUCGGACGAUGAUGAUGAGGAGGAGGGGGAGGAGGAGUGGGGUGGUUUUGACUGA